Corylus avellana is the source of this 1785-nucleotide messenger RNA. The record is from RefSeq and is a predicted model, not a curated record. Lineage: Eukaryota; Viridiplantae; Streptophyta; Magnoliopsida; Fagales; Betulaceae.
UCUUACAUAGAUUAUCAUUGAGAACAAUCUCAACAUACAAACAAUUAGAUUCAAAUGCACAUGGGUUGAAACCAAAUGUUCUGAACCCAUUACACUCUAAUAGAUAGGACAUUCAAUUCAUUUUCUAUGAAAGUUCUAACAAAAACUAAUCACAAUUGUGUUGUUAGAGAAUAUUGGCAUUGAUUUCUGUAAGUUUUUAAAGCAUGGCACUAUGUAUUGGAGGGUCAUGCAUCAGAAAUUGAUUUCUGGUUCCUUCGUAGUGCUAUUAACAAUUUAGUCCUCAAGUUUGAGAUUUCAUAUCAAAAAUCAUUAUGAUCCUAAGUGUCUCACAUGACUUAAGUAUAAUCUUAACCAUGUAAGUCGGUUUUCAAGGGUGAGUUUUACCCAAAUUUUAUAUCAUUUGGUAUCAAAGUUAGCUACCACGUUGAAUAUGGGAUCAAACGCAAUUCAUUGAAUAUGGGAUCGAAUGACUUGCAGCUUUGUGCACAAGUCACAUAGGGAGCAACCUAUAGGCUGGAUUAAAAUGUCUUGGUACUAUGUAUAAGCAUAAUAUUAAGUAAUUUAAUAUUGAUAGAUGAGUGAAACCGCCAAAAGAAAACUGGUUAUCAUUGGGUCAAUGUAGACGUCGGUUGCAGAGCGUGGUUAUAUGUUAUGAUCCCAAGUAUCUCACAUAACUUAAGUACAAUACUAACAAUGUGUAUGUAAACUUUCUGACACCCUCCCCUUGUAAGCUGAUUUUCAAAUGUAAGUUACCCAAAGUUUCUAUCAAAAACACUUUUCACAUUUUUAAAUAAAAUAACGAUUGGGGAAUAUAAGAAGUAAUAAAGUAGGGGAUGAUUUUAGUGAAUGCUUAUCACAUCUAAAUUAGUAGGACAACAAAGUUGCAAAUGUGGCCACUAGAUUUUACAACACUAGUGGCAUAGCCACUUUCUAAGUUAACCAAUCAAUUUCCUUUGAUAUUCUAUUGUUUUGCAUAUAAAUCACCACUAUGCCCCAAGUACAUGUAAUAGGAAUCAGAAAUUCACAGCAACUUGUCCAUGCUCACAAGCUAUGGGUCAAAAACUCUUCCCCUGUUUCACCUUAUGUUUAAUUGUGUCUUUGUCUCCAACCAUUUAUAGGUAUCCCCUUGUUUAUAGCCAACUUGAUUACAAUUUCUAUGCCAAUUCUUGCCCUGGCUUGCCCUGGAUUGUCAGCAAAGGGGUUCAGUCAGCUGUCAAUAAUGACUACAGGAUGGCUGCAUCCCUACUUCGGCUGCACUUUCACGAUUGUAUUGUCAAUGGCUGUGAUGCGUCAGUUCUUCUUGAUGCCACAAUAGAUUUCACAGGUGAAAAGAAUGCUCCUGCCAAUCGCAAUUCACUUAGAGGUUUUGAAGUCAUCGACAAUAUAAAGGCUGAAGUUGAAAGAUAUUGUCCAUUAACUGUUUCUUGUGCUGAUAUAUUGACUCUUGCAGCAAAAGAAGCUGUUUCUAUGGCUGGAGGGGUUUACAGUUCCUGGCCUGGUCCAAUUGGCCGACGAGAUGGAACAACACCAAGAGAGAAGGGAGCUGGUUGGGGUUACAAUAGGGGUUACAAUUUCUGGCUUGUUCCAUUAGGCCGGCGAGAUGGAACAACAGCAAGCGAGGAGGCAGUUAAUGAACAAAUACCAUCACCUUUUGAGCCUCUACAGAAUAUCACUGCCAAGUUCACAUCAAAGGGUCUUGACUUGAAGGAUGUUGUAGUCCUCUCAGGAGGACACACCAUAGGUUAUGCCCAAUGCUUCGCCUUCAAGAGGAGACUCUUUGACUUC